GCAGGCCUACCCUCGAAACGAGGAAAACAAUACGUCACGCCGUAGGGCGUGGCGUGGGCAAAGCGUGUUACGCUUUAAGAAUUUGGUGGCUGCCUACGCUACAACAAGACUCGAUAUCCAACAAACGAGUCGACAUUAUCGCGACAAUGUCAUUUCUCAAUUUUAUUGAGAUUACCAAAGCCAAGCGCGAUAGUGUAUCAGUCGACAUUGUCGCGAUAAUGACGUUCUUUAAUUUUGUUGAGAUUACCAAAGAUGACUACCACAGUGGGACUGCAACGGCACAGAAGGGACUCGAACACUUGUCGGUCUCUGGGUGA
Messenger RNA from Paraglomus brasilianum, 317 nucleotides. The record is from the annotation of a GenBank genome assembly. NCBI's taxonomy places the organism in Eukaryota, Fungi, Glomeromycota, Glomeromycetes, Paraglomerales, Paraglomeraceae.